Messenger RNA from Lachancea nothofagi CBS 11611, 1254 nucleotides. Lineage: Eukaryota; Fungi; Ascomycota; Saccharomycetes; Saccharomycetales; Saccharomycetaceae. The record is from the annotation of a GenBank genome assembly.
AUGAACAUUUUGAUACUCAAGAGAUCAUACGCUGUCUCGAAAUGUUUAACAAGGCUCGGGAGACCUAGCAACAAUCUGUCCAGUGGGAUAGUAGGCCUCGCAAAUGUUGGCAAGUCGACCUUUUUCCAAGCUAUCACGGAUUCUAAGCUGGGAAAUCCCGCCAAUUACCCUUUUGCCACAAUUGAACCAGAGGAGGCUAAAGUGAUAGUACCAUCUAAACGUUUAGACCAUCUACAAAAGCUUUAUCUAAGUUCUAAAAAGAUACCUGCUGUUUUAACCAUUUACGAUAUUGCAGGCUUGACAAGAGGUGCGUCGAAAGGUGAAGGUCUGGGAAACAAGUUUUUGAAUGACAUUAGGCACGUUGACGGGAUCUUUCAGGUCGUACGAGGAUUCAGCAAGGUCGAAGUAACUCACAUUGAAGGCUAUGUGGAUCCCACAAGAGAUUUGAGUAUUGUACAGGAUGAAUUAGUAUUGAAAGACUUGGAGUUCUUGGAGGGCAUACGUGAGAAACUAGAGCGGAAAAUGUCAAAAACAGCUAAAAGCUCAAGUGAAUACAAGGCCAUGAGCACCGAAAUCGAGCUACUGAACUCGUUAGAAGAGCACAUGUAUGAGGGAAAGAAAAUCGCACAUUUCAAGUCAGAUUGGACUAAAGACGAAGUGGGCAUUCUAAAUAAACACAACUUUCUCACAGCAAAGCCCACUAUGAUUCUGUUGAAUGUUAGCCCGAAAGAUUAUUUGCUCCAAGCUAAUGAUUACGUGAAAGAUGUCAGCGGCUGGAUCAAUGAAAAUUCGCCUGGCGACAAACUGAUACUUUUCAGUGCCGAGUUUGAGACAAUAUAUAACCAGUUUGCGGCCGUUAAUGACUUUGUUGGGCUCGAUAAGUACUGUCGAAGCUUGGUAGAGGGUGCAGGCUCUAAAUUCUCUGUUCGCUCUUGCCUUCCUGAACUUAUUGUAGAGAUGCGCAAGAGCUUAGGGUUGAUAAGUUUCUUUACUUGUGGUCCUUUAGAAGCAAGGCAGUGGACCCUACGCGAGGGCAGCUUGGCUCCACAAGCUGCGGGUGUCAUUCACACAGAUUUAGAAAAGACUUUUAUCAGUGCGAAUAUACUCAAGUUUGCUGACCUGAAAGACAUGGCUCCACCACUAAAGGAGUCUCAGUUGAAAGCUCAAGCGUUGGUGAAGAGAGGUGGUAAACUCUAUGCAAUGGAAGAUGGAGAUGUGGUUUUGUUCAAGGCCGCUAAGGGCAAUUCGAGGUAA